AAAAUUAAAUGAAAAUUCAAAAAAGAAAAAACGAAAAAAAAUUGAAAAAAAUUCAUGACUAAUUAAGAAAAAUUCUGCAGUGAGAAGCUAUGAGAAAAACGCUCAAUUAACGGUUUGUAGAAUUUUCCAACAUCGUCGCCCAUUAAGAAUAAAAAGCAAACAUCAACUCAUUAGAAAAUUGACCUGCUUCUCAUCCCUUGUUGUAACAUUCAUUUGCUAGAGAGCAGAGAAUAAUAUAACAACAACGACGACGACGACGGCGACAACAACAACAGCCAAUAAAACGAGUGAAUUUUAGAAAAUUCGAACGUUGGGAAAUUCUAAAAAAGCCAAAACGGAAAAAAAGUAAAAAAAAAAAAUACCGAAAUUAAAGUGAAAAAAAAAGAAACGACGAGACAAGAAGAUUUGAAGUGAAGAGCGUAUUCUCUUUUUUUUGUAUUUUUUUUUUUUUUUUGAUCUUUUUAAUUACAGUGUUGCGUAAAUUUGUGAAAAUUAGAAAAACUAAACUUUCAGCUUAGACUAAUUCGUUUAAAAAAAUUGUUUGCGUCAUGAAACCCACUGUGAUACCAAAUUCUAAUUCGUCAAGUUCCCAAAGCUCCAACUAUGACACAGCUGCUCCCAUUGGCAUUAAUAUCCCAAUAAAUCAUGAAUAUAGUAAUGUCGGAUCAACAGCUACUCCGUAUCAUACACAGGCGCAGCAUUAUGUACCCGGUGAUCCGCAUACCGCUUAUGGUUCGCCAAGCACGCACAUUAGAGUCAACCAACAACAGCAGCACCCGCAGCAAGAAACUCAACAAUCGAUUCCGGCUUCCUAUCAGCAGGACUUUGGCUUUGAACCUGAUAUGGAUAUAGAUAUGGAUAUGUUUCCACGCUCGCGUCUAGGACGUAUACAUGAUCCUUUUACGGGCUUCGGAGGUUCACGUAAGCGUAUUAGUUUACAUGAUCCGCAUUUUCGUACUGAUGGUUUUUCUCGUUAUUUUGAUGACGCUGCAGAUUUUGCUUUUCCGCAGUUCAAUUCGCUUGGUCGUCGACGUGCCAAUACCGAACAAGAUGAUGACUUCUUUCAUCGUAUGCCUGCUGAAUUUCGUGAAUACAUGCCCCAGAGUUUUGGUCAUAGGCAUGCGCCAAAUGCCGGCAUGCAUCCGCAGGCCACACAUUCUGGUACUCCUGGGGGCCCUAUGGGACCGCCACCAGCGCAAACUCAAUAUUAUACCGGCAUGCCUCAGUCACCGACAAAAAAGGUUUGUGACGCUGCUAUACAAACGGAAGAUCCCGCAGGUCGCUCGGAAGUUGAUCAUGCUGUUCCCACAGAAAAUCUUAGUCAGCAGGGUUUGCGCAAUACUGUGGAUAUGGGCGUGAAAUCAGAAAGAGAAAUGCAUGGAACACGUUCACAUUCGGCCCCACCCAAUGAACAACAAAUACCAAUUAAUGAUAAACAUUCGGGUUCAUCGCCUCCACUUUCAUCGCAACAUUCUCAAUAUACAAGCUCUCAGACUAGUCCCCAGAUGCAGUCACAAUAUCAAAAAUCGUACCACACACCUCAACGACAACCGCAACAACAGCAACAACAUUAUCAUAAACAACAAACCCCACCACCGCCACAAACACCCGGUGGUACCUUUAUACGCACCAUACCUAUUUUCGUUGAAGGGCGCUCCGAGCCUAUCAUUAACAACAAAGAAAUACCAAAUCAGAAUUCAGCAUCUUCAACCUCAACGCCUUGUAGGUCAUUUACGCCACCCAAACAGCACACGUCCUUCCAUCAGCAAUCGCAUCGUCCUACACCUUUAAAUACUCAUCAACAACAACAACAGCAGCAACAACAAUCGCAACAAGCACAAGACAUACCACCUCAAACACCACAUACUAUGGAUUCGAUAAAUAAAAUCCAAGAUAUACAACGCGAUGUCCUCGAAUUAAUGUCGCAUGUUGAAAAGUUUACCGGAACGCGCGGAGAUAAAGAGUAUGUGUAUCUCGAUGAAAUGUUAACACGUAAUCUUUUGAAAUUGGAUAAUAUCGAUACGAAUGGCAAGGAUAGCAUACGUUUGGCACGCAAAGAAGCCAUAAAGUGCAUACAAGCCUCUAUUAAUGUCUUGGAAGCCAAAGCCGAAGAAAAUGUUAAGCGCAGUCAAUCAAAAAAGAGCAUUAGCGCUACAAAUGUCAAUGAUUUUAAUGCAGCCCCACAACCUCAGAAAAGUGCAUCAGGUGAGGAAAUAACCAAAGAAAAAAUCUCUUCAACAAAUGAGGCAACUAAAGAUUCUGCAAACGAACAGAAACCGGCCGAUGCCACCAAGAUUCAAGAACCGAUCCCACUGCCCCCACCAGAAGGUAUGAUCAAUAUUGAAAAUGAAAGUCAGCAGUUACCACCUGCUAAGGUAAUAAAAGAAGUGGAAAAUGAAAAACCUGGCAAAGCGGCCGAGGAAUCUAAGUCACAAAAGGAAACUAGUCCUAUCGCAACUGAAGCGAAAUGUGACGAUACCACCGAAACGAAAUGAUGAUUUAGGCGAAGCCAAGUUUGUAAAAGUUUGCAGAAAACCCUC
Glossina fuscipes is the source of this 2540-nucleotide messenger RNA. RefSeq names its product BAG domain-containing protein Samui (gene stv). Gene Ontology annotation, biological process: protein stabilization. Gene Ontology annotation, molecular function: protein-folding chaperone binding; adenyl-nucleotide exchange factor activity. Gene Ontology annotation, cellular component: cytoplasm; cytosol; nucleus. Bases 549 to 2495 code for a protein of 648 amino acids. NCBI's taxonomy places the organism in Eukaryota, Metazoa, Arthropoda, Insecta, Diptera, Glossinidae. The record is from RefSeq and is a predicted model, not a curated record. The transcript is spliced from 2 exons.